AGGGGGUGACCCGCUGUUGUGCCUGCAGGUUGCCCGUCCUUUCACGAGCUGCGUGUGGUAACGCAAACGCGGAUUCCAUGUCUUUUCUUGUAAGUAAACCCGAACGGAUUAGGCGGUGGGUGUCUGAAAAGUUCAUUGUUGAGGGUUUAAGAGAGUUCGAACUGUUUGGAGAGCAGCCUCCGGGUGACUCUCGGAGAAAAACAAAUGAGGCGAGCUCCGAGUCGAUAGCUUCUUCCCCUAAAAGGGACACCAUGAGCAACUUCCUACCAGACAGCAGCUGUUAUGAGUUGCUUACUAUCAUAGGCAGAGGCUUUGAAGACUUGAUGGUUGUGAACCUGGCCAGGUAUAAACCUACAGGGGAGUAUGUCACAGUCAGGAGAGUGAACUUGGAGGCCUGCACGAAUGAAAUGGUCACAUUCUUGCAGGGGGAACUUCAUGUUUCCAAGCUCUUCAACCACCCUAACAUCGUGCCGUACAAAGCAACUUUCAUAGCUGACAAUGAGCUAUGGGUAGUGACAUCUUUCAUGGCCUACGGUUCUGCAAAAGAUUUAAUCUGUACCCAUUUUAUGGAUGGGAUGAGUGAACUGGCUAUUGCAUAUAUCCUCCAAGGUGUAUUGAAAGCACUUGACUACAUCCACCAUAUGGGCUAUGUACAUAGGAGUGUUAAAGCCAGCCAUAUCCUGAUCUCUGUAGACGGGAAGGUGUACCUCUCUGGCCUGCGAAGUAAUCUAAGUAUGAUCAACCAUGGGCAGCGACUCAAAGUUGUUCAUGACUUUCCCAAAUACAGCAUCAAAGUCCUGCCUUGGCUCAGUCCGGAAGUCUUGCAGCAGAAUCUCCAGGGUUACGAUGCAAAAUCUGACAUUUACAGCGUAGGGAUAACAGCCUGUGAGCUGGCAAAUGGACACGUACCAUUUAAAGACAUGCCUUCUACUCAGAUGCUCUUGGAAAAGCUGAAUGGAACUGUUCCCUGCCUGCUAGACACCACCACAAUUCCUGCUGAUGAGCUGACUAUGAAGACCUCCCGUUCAAGUGCUAACUAUGGGAUGGGCGAGAGCAUGGCUAUUAGCAAUGUGAGAGCGGCCAACGGAGAGCCAACGCUGCACCCUUAUCUUCGGACCUUCUCCACCUACUUCCAUAACUUCGUAGAGCAGUGCCUCCAGCGGAACCCCGAUUUCAGGCCAAGUGCAGGCGCUCUGCUUAAUCAUCCCUUUUUCAAGCAGAUCAAGCGCCGCGCUUCUGAAGCACUCCCUGAACUUCUGCGCCCUGUCACCCCAAUCACCAAUUUUGAAGGAACGCGGCCCCAGGAUCCCAGUGGCAUUUUUGGGCUGGUGUCAAACCUGGAGCAGCUGGAUGUGGAUGACUGGGAAUUCUAGAAAAACGGGGACUAUACCUGGUUCUGGAGGAGCUUUCUGGACAUUGUAAUUUAUUGGUCCUGUUCCUAAAAGGUGAUGAAUGUUACGCAUAGAAGAGUUUACAGGUCCUUGGGAAGGAACUUCAACUGCCUGUUUACUUAAGAAGCAGCCUGGAAACAAAUGGACAGACCUGAGCUGGAAAAGGAUCAACCCCAAGGAACUGUGGAGUAUUCCAGCUGGUGCAGUGCCCAGAGCCCCAGUUCUUGCAGCUGAGCACUGGUAGAUCACUCGAAUGGGUUGAGCGUGUCUGUCUAGUCUCUAUGUUUUUCUAAAAACCACUGGCUUCCUCGUAUCACAGCUGAAGGCUGCAUGUCCCUACCCUCUUUGGUUCUUUCUCUUUUCAGGGUGCCUUAGAGUUACGGGGAGGCAGGCAGCUCUUAGUUUUGGGCAUUCUCUUAGAGCUACUCAGAUUACUGUUACAGUGGUGUCACAGGGUAAGUUUUGAGGAUAGGGGAAAAAAGGGAUUAUGUUUUUAAAUUUAGUCACUGCUUUGUGAUGGAAAAUGGGAGAUCAAAGACAACCCGAUUCCAUUCCAGGCACGCUCGCUGCAUCAGGCAUUCCUCUGCAGCACUGGAUUCUUCUCCUCCAGUUCUGGAGAGAGCUUUUGAAGAGACUCCUUUCACUUGAUGCUGAGCACUCUGACCGCCCGGUCAGACAGGGCAUUCCAGCCUCUCCUCCCAUGGCUGCCUGGAUCACCAAAGCCAGUGUGUACCCCUGUGCACUGUCCCAGCUUUUUUAUCCCCCACAGCACAUCUCGUUGAGCCUCCUGUUAGCUGGGCUGGUUUCACAGCACGUAACUCAUACCAGCUUGUUCUCAGUGACUUACCCUGGCACGGAGGAAAAGUUGACUUUCGUGCUAAAUCCUCUUGCUCACAACUCCUCUUUGAACAUCAUGUACAGAACUGAUCUUAAGCCUUCCGUCACCACUGCUGUUCUGCCUUCCCUGACUGAAUGACAGGUAAAAGCUUGCUUCUCACGUGGCUCCCCUCGAUUCACAGCUGCGUGACUCUGCGCUGCUGCUGCGGCAGCUCUCCCCCAUUCCAUGGUAUUUCUUUUUUGGAGGUGUAUUUAAGGCUUUUAGUUUGACCCUUCCAAGGACCGUGGGUGCUGGACAUCUUUCUACUCUUUACUGAAGCACUGAGAAUCCAGUCCUGUAGGUGUGGUUGAUGGGAGUAGUGGUGCUGGCAACAGGUCCUUCUUGUGUUUAUAAACUGUACUUGAACCCAGAUAAAGUUUGUUACUCUAGUUUUUUGCCAAAACAAAUAAAAUAUUUCUGAAGUUUGUUUUUUAA
Messenger RNA from Gymnogyps californianus (California condor), 2703 nucleotides. RefSeq names its product STE20 related adaptor alpha (gene STRADA). Gene Ontology annotation, biological process: protein phosphorylation. Gene Ontology annotation, molecular function: protein serine/threonine kinase activator activity; ATP binding; protein kinase activity. NCBI's taxonomy places the organism in Eukaryota, Metazoa, Chordata, Aves, Accipitriformes, Cathartidae. The record is from RefSeq and is a predicted model, not a curated record. The transcript is spliced from 12 exons. The coding region runs from base 78 to 1373 and encodes 431 amino acids.